CCGACGAAGUGCGCGUCUAGAUUGUUGCUAGGACACAUCAAACUUUCCGGAGCCAGAGAGAGAGAAAAAGCAGAUCGCCAAAAUGAUGGAAAUAGUGUAUGUUUAUACUAAAAUACGGAGUGAAUUUGGCCGGCAAUGCAACUUUUCAGAUCGCCCAGCAGAGCUACAUGCUGACAUUCUCCCAGAUCCAACAUUAGCGGAAAACUUCAUCGAAAAAAAUCCCGUUGAUGUGUUUAUACAGGUUUCAAAGGACAUGUCUGAACAUGAGGUCAAUACUGAACGUUUUAAGACAGAGACUCGAGGGAUUAACCAUGUAGAGGGUGGCUGGCCUAAAGAUAUAAAUGCAAACGAUCUGGAACAUACCAUUCGUUAUAGGAAGAAAGUGGAAAAAGAUGAGAAUUAUGUCUACACGAUCAUGCAGCUGGGUAGUUUAAUGGAGCACUGUGUUAAACAGAACAAUGCUAUCAAUAUUUAUGAGGAGUACUUUGAAGAUAAGGGGGAAUAUGUGGAAAGAGUUGAGGAACCUUCAGCUGCAAAAACCAUAAAUGUUUUCAGCGACCCUAAUGAAAUUAAGCGGACAGUAUCUCAUCUCUCAUGGCAUCCAGAUCAAGGGCGGAAACUAGCAAUUUCUUAUUGUUGCCUGGAAUUUCAAAGAGCUGCUGACAAUAUGAGUUAUGACUCAUACAUCUGGGAUAUGGAAAAUCCAAAUAAGCAUGAAAUGGUGAUAAAGCCAGUAUCUCCUCUUGUGUGUCUUGAGUACAACCCCAAAGAUUCACACAUUCUGGCUGGAGGCUGUUACAAUGGACAGAUGGGAUACUGGGAUACACGGAAAGGAAGUCAGGCAGUUGAAAUGCCAGCGAUUGAAGUUGGGCAUCGGGAUCCUGUAUAUAAGAUCAUUUGGUUACAAUCUAAAACAGGAACAGAAUGUUUUUCUGCUUCUACUGAUGGACAGGUGCUGUGGUGGGAUAUCCGGAAAUUUAGUGAACCUGUAGAGAGACUCGUUCUGGACGUUACAAAGAAAGACAAUCCGGACAUCGCACAUGGCGCUGUUUCACUGGAGUUUGAAUCCACCAUGCCAACCAAGUUUAUGGUAGGGACAGAACAAGGUGCCAUAAUAUUGGGGAAUCGAAAAGGAAAAUUGCCAGCUGAGAAGAUUGUGACCACCUUCACUGGUCAUCAUGGUCCAGUCUAUGCUGUGCAAAGGAACCCUUUUUACCCAAAGAACUUUCUAACAGUUGGAGACUGGACAGUCAGAAUUUGGUCUGAGGACAUCCGGGAAUCAUCCAUUAUAUGGACUAAAUACCACAUGUCCAAUCUGACAGAUGGUUGUUGGAGCCCUGUAAGGCCAUCUGUUUUCUUCACAACCAAAUUAGAUGGAACUGUGGAUACAUGGGACUUGUUAUUUAAACAUAGUGAACCAACGCUCAGCAUUAAGGUGUGUGACGAACCUCUGUACAGUUUGCGUAUCCAAGACAAUGGACGAUUACUUGCCUGUGGUUCCUUCCUGGGCACAACAACCCUGCUCGAGUUCUCAUCAGGUUUAUGUACUUACCAAAAAAAUGAAAAAUCACUUGCAAAUGCCAUGUUUGAGAGGGAGACAAAACGAGAGAAGAUUCUGGAAGCACGGCAACGUGAAAUGCGGUUAAAAGAACGUGUUAAAUCUGAACAAGGAAAAGUGGUGGAACACAAAGAAGAUGAGGAGGAAACUAUUGAAUACAAAAUUGCGCAAGCUGAGAAAAUGUUCUUUGAAACUAUUGAACAAGAAAGAGAGAGAUUUGAGAUGGAGGCGGAAAAAUUGGAUGACAGGGAAAAGACGCUAUCAGAGGAGGAAGAGGAGAUGGAUGACUAUUAAUGAAAAAAUGGAACUGCAGUGUCAGCUGAGUAAAUUAAUUCAAUUUGCUUCAUUAUUGAAAGAACAGCCAGCAUCCAGAAGAUUAAUAUCUUGAAACUGGGUAUUGACAUCUGGACAUUAAAUGCACCUAUUUUCAUAUUACAUUGAAUUUAUUCAAAACAUGGUUUUCUUUGAAUUUUUAAAUAAAAGUUCCACAUUGUC
Messenger RNA from Carcharodon carcharias (great white shark), 2053 nucleotides. RefSeq names its product dynein, axonemal, intermediate chain 2b (gene dnai2b). Bases 83 to 1852 code for a protein of 589 amino acids. Gene Ontology annotation, molecular function: dynein heavy chain binding; dynein light chain binding. The transcript has 14 exons. NCBI's taxonomy places the organism in Eukaryota, Metazoa, Chordata, Chondrichthyes, Lamniformes, Lamnidae. Gene Ontology annotation, cellular component: outer dynein arm. The record is from RefSeq and is a predicted model, not a curated record. Gene Ontology annotation, biological process: outer dynein arm assembly; cilium movement.